Dendroctonus ponderosae (mountain pine beetle) is the source of this 2019-nucleotide messenger RNA. RefSeq names its product serine/threonine-protein phosphatase 4 regulatory subunit 2 (gene PPP4R2r). Gene Ontology annotation, molecular function: protein phosphatase regulator activity. Bases 136 to 1752 code for a protein of 538 amino acids. The transcript is spliced from 2 exons. The record is from RefSeq and is a predicted model, not a curated record. NCBI's taxonomy places the organism in Eukaryota, Metazoa, Arthropoda, Insecta, Coleoptera, Curculionidae. Gene Ontology annotation, cellular component: nucleus; cytoplasm; protein phosphatase 4 complex. Gene Ontology annotation, biological process: protein dephosphorylation.
CCAUGCGACCAGUAAUCGUUAGCUUUGCAAGAGAAGAGGAGGUGUCGUAGUACGUGACAAGUGAUCGUGCGACAAACGUCAAGCAGCAUUUUUAUUAGUGUUUGGUUCCGAAAUUGUUGUAAAUUGUGUUCAAACAUGGAAAAUCCGGAGGAAAUCUUGCACAGUCUUGAGGAAUUUGCCAAAAUGAAGCCCAAAGACAUACCCAGAGAGUUGGAGGAGUACCUAAAGUUCGUUGCCAAGACUGGGGACCCAGUAUAUCAAUGGCCAGCGAUUAGAAGCCUAUUUCGUGAGAAACUAAUCAGUGUGAUAACCGAGUUUUACGAGUCCUGCACUUCGAUGGAAAUUCCGCCUUGUCCCAACGUCGAAAUGUUCAACUAUGAUCUCAUGAAGACCUUCAUUUUGGAAAAACUGGACACAUUUGCCUCGGCCCCUUUUACACUACAAAGAAUAUGUGAAUUGUUGACAAGCCCCCGCAAGGAAUACACCAGAAUCGAUAAAUACAUGCGGGCAUUGGAAAAAAACAUACUGGUAGUAAGUACAAUGGAGCCAUGCGGGCGAAGAACUGAGAAUGGGGAAAGCAUAAUGAAUGGGGUGGAGUCGGACCAUGAGAUGGUUCCUGAGCCUGCCAACGAGAUCAACGUAGAGGAAAUGGACGAUUUCAAUGCCCCUUCAUAUGUACAGUCCAGCAACCAUGUAGCUGAACACAUUUCCUUUGAUAACACCACCAAUGGAACACACAUCGAGAUUGAGAGCACAGUGGACACAUUUUCCAGCGAAAAGGUGACCUCUGAGGCCUCCACAUCCAGCCAGGAAAUAGUUUGCGUUCAGUAUGUAUCCAUUGAGCCGGUAGAUGAAACCGCCCAGAACCUCUCCGAUGAUUCCAAGGAAUCGAGUGUUUCCCUCACCAUCACUGCCAUUAAUGUGAAAGAACAAAACGAACCUCCUCACGAGCAAGAACGAGACUCAAUUCAAACAGAGGGCUCCUCACAGAGCACUGAUAUCAUAAUGGAAAACAUCACUGCCAAUAUUAAUGAGGUGGAAGAAAAGGUUUUAUCCGAAGACGAACCACUACAGCCUGCCACAACUUCCGAAGGCCCCAGUCAUUCUGAAACCAUAUCAUCGACGGAGGUUGCAGAAAAACCGCCUGAAGACUCCAAGCAGGCAGAAGUUUCCUCAAUAAAUGAAGCUCAACCUGACAAAGCUGCCAUUGCUGAGGAUGACAGUAUUUCCUCAACAGACGACUCGGCUUACAAAUCCAUUGCACUCGAAGAAGUGCAAGAUAAUCUAAAUGCGAGUGUGAAAGUUGAAUUGCUGGAAAGUCCGCCCAGCGAACCUCCAGACAAUGUGACUAACGUUGUAGAUUCCACUACAGAAACAGCCGAUGAUAACGUUGAGCAAGUAGAAAAAUUGGAUUUGGCAGAUUAUAGCCAAGAAAGCUCCUCCUUAGACCUGGAUAAGCCUUGUGCGGAUCAGUCGCCUCAAGUCGAGUCAACGGAAGAUGAUAAGAAGUGCGAAGAGGAAAAAUCCAUUGGGAGUAUGCCAGUGGAACAACAGAAAGAGGAGGAAACUAAUGAGGUUUCAGUUGAACCCCUAGCGGCCAAAGGCUUGGACGAAUCGUCAAAAGUUGAAGAAGUUUCUUCGUUUUCAAUGGGCGACGAAGAAACUCGCAUGGAAGUGGACGACAGCACAUCAGAUGUGCCGGUAGAACAGGACAAAGAAGCCGAACCGAUGGAAGUGACUCAGAAUUCAUAGGGAUUUUACGACAACUUUUCCAAUCUGUUUUAUAAAACAUUGCUGAAUAAAUGACGUGUAAAUGUAAGCGGUGGCUCCUGUAUCAUUGACGCGUUGAAUUGUAUGUAAAUAGACUUAAGAAUGGAAUAUUGUUUAGCACUACUAUAGUUUUAGACUGCAUUUCCUUAUUUUAUACAUUGUAGUAGUGUGCGACUAUCUGUAAUAGCAUUUUGAUAAUCUAGACGUUCUUUUAGAGUUAGUUUUUAUUAAAAAAAACUUCAAAAUGUA